Messenger RNA from Endocarpon pusillum Z07020, 756 nucleotides. RefSeq lists its product as uncharacterized. The transcript has a single exon. Gene Ontology annotation, molecular function: transcription coregulator activity. Lineage: Eukaryota; Fungi; Ascomycota; Eurotiomycetes; Verrucariales; Verrucariaceae. The record is from RefSeq and is a predicted model, not a curated record. The coding region runs from base 1 to 756 and encodes 251 amino acids. Gene Ontology annotation, cellular component: mediator complex. Gene Ontology annotation, biological process: regulation of transcription by RNA polymerase II.
AUGCCGGCGACAACCCUCAUAUUUAUAGCUGCCCCAAGCGGCAAUCCUUCAUCCUUGGCCAACAACCCCACACCUUCACCGACUUCCACUCUCAUCACCCACAUCUCUCGGACAUACAGUCCCAAACCCAUGGGCCUAUAUACUCUGGAGCAUCGUCUGUUGAUCGACACUUCGUCUCUACUGCCUGGACACGCUGUACCUAGACGUUACACACAUUUCCUGACACUACCCUCUCAAUAUCCUGGCAAGACAUUUGUGGGAACCAGUAGUGCUGGCACUUUAGGUUCUGUGGCCCUUCCUAACGAGUUGGCCAAUGGGUCUGCCACCAAGCCAAUGGAUCCAUCUGGCGAGUUGACACUCAUCACCAUCCCGUCACAACCUGACACUCUCUUUCCUCUUCUAAUGCAGAGGAUGUCGCCAUUGUGGGUACCACGACAGGCGCACCGGGUAGAAGGCGGUGCAUCAUUUCUGAUUGGUGACUGGCAAAUUCGCAUUGGUGAAUUGAGGAUAUCAGGAGGCCAGGGUCAGGGGAGAGUAAGGGGCUGUGUUUGUGAGAUUGAGGGCCUGCUGGGUGAUAAUGAUGACGAAGAUGGUGAUACUCAGGAGAAUAAUGGGCUGGCGAGAGCCUUUUUGGACGAUCUUCUCCAAGGUAGUGGUGUAGAUGCCAGCGGGACCAUGGUCAUUAGACCUGUCGAAAGAGGAAGAGAUGGCUUGAUACGGCAGUACAUGGAUUUGUUGAAAUUCGCAAGGAGUUGA